This is a messenger RNA of Coregonus clupeaformis (lake whitefish), 2922 nucleotides long. RefSeq names its product SLAIN motif-containing protein 1. The record is from RefSeq and is a predicted model, not a curated record. Gene Ontology annotation, biological process: microtubule nucleation; cytoplasmic microtubule organization; positive regulation of microtubule polymerization. NCBI's taxonomy places the organism in Eukaryota, Metazoa, Chordata, Actinopteri, Salmoniformes, Salmonidae. Gene Ontology annotation, cellular component: microtubule plus-end.
GGCAACGGAUGGGCUGAGACUGAUUGUAGCUUACCCCGUCCACCAUUUAAUUAAAAUAUAUCGGGUAUUUGUACUUUUCCAUCCAAUGGAUGCAGCGGUGAUGAACCCCCAGAUAAUGACGGAUGUCAACGGCAACAGCAAUGCCGUGAACGCCGAACUGGAGGUGAAAAAGCUCCAAGAGCUGGUUCGGAAAUUGGAGCGGCAAAAUGAGCAACUGAGGACGCGGGCGAACGGCUGCACUGGCAGCCCCCACAUUCUACCUCCCUCCCCGGCCUAUAUGGCCGGGAGCUACUGCACACCUAGUCCGUUACCGACACUACUGUGCCAGUCUUCCUUGGGGUCAUUUUUCCCGUCGGACGAACCGUUCGAAUAUUUACAUUCGCAUUAUGCCGCUGCUGAUGCUGCUCUAGAGGCGGAGGUUGAUUAUACGGAACCCACGGUUCUGGAUGAGGUGGACAUUCUGGACCUAGAUUCUAUAUUCUCUCAUGAGGAAUCUGAAGAUACCUGGCUGUAUGUGUCAGCCAAGGCCCGGCUGUGGGGGGAGAGCCCUGUUACCACCCUCCAGUGGAGCAGACAGGUCCUGGACAGUCCCAGAGCAGAGGUGGAGUCUGCCCGCUCACUGUGCCUCAGGUUGGACCAAGUCCAUAGGUGGCGGGGGGUCUUCUCCAGCCCCUCGUCCCCUGCCCUCCCCCUGAGACGUGUAGCUGGAGUGUCCCCCCUCAGUGCCUCGUUCUCCAGGUCCUGCUCCACCCCUCCGUCCGCUGACAGACCUGGCCGCAGCCUCCGGCGAUUCCUCCUCAGCCCCCAGUCUUCCGUAGACAGUGAGCUCAGUGCCUCGGAGCUGGAGGAUGACUCCAUCACCCAGGGAUACAAGCUACAGGACCUUGUUGACGUCCAAGUCAUGGCUCGUCUGCAGGAGGACAGUCUUCGUCAGGACUAUGCCACCAACUCCAUCAACCGCCGCAGCGCCAGCUUCUCCUUCCUCUCCCUUCAGCACAGCGGCGAGGCCGACCUGGACGAGGAAGAGGAGGAGGAAGAGUACGGGCAGCUACCUCCUCCCCAGCCCCGCUUGACCCGUGUGGGACCCACCCUGCAGCGAGGCCUCCCCCACUCCCACACCUUCUCCAGCAUACGGGACUGGAGGAGGAGCACCACCAGUCUCUCCAGCCCUUCCACCCCUCAGUACCCCUCUGGAGGAUUCUCCUAUCAGCCACCACCCCAACCCCAGGCCCUGGCCAGCCCCACACUCAGCACCUACACACCCGACCAGCAGGGCUUCAGACCAGGAUCAGAUAAGCUGCGGAGGAGCAUGCCCAACCUGUUCAGGGCUCCCAGCAUGCCUAGCGUGCCUAGCCCACUGAGCCCAGCCAAUCACAUCAGCUCCCCUUCCACUCUUCGGAACAGUCUGAGUUUCGACUCGUCCAAUGGGCUGGCCAGCAGGCUACAGUCCUCCAUCCCUUCACCCGGUCAGCUGCAGAACAGAGUCCAGAGUGUGGGGAACUUCCAGUCGUUGUCGCGGCAACCCCUCAAAGCCACAGCCUACGUCAGCCCCACUGUGAAAGGGCCAGUUACCAUGCCGACCUCCACCAGUCUGCAGUCCCUCAGCGGCAUCAGUGGGAUCCCCCUCCCUAGUAAACCAGCCGGGGGGGUUGGGGGCACACCUACACCCCCCCGGAGUAGCCUGCCCCGCCCCGCCUCCUUUAUCGGGACCAGCUCCACCCCUCGAAGCAAGAUCGCCCAACCCGCACGCAGUUUAUUGACGCCUCCUAAGAGCUUGUCCACCCUGAGUGCCCUACAAGACAGGAGCUGGAGAGAUGGCUGCUACUGAGAGAUGGAUGAAUGGAGACAUGAAUGGAGAGAUGGGAUCCAGAGAAGAAGAAGAGCUGGCAAUGUAGAAAGACCCUGCUGGUUGGGGUCACUCACUGCCACACAAAGUGUUCUUGGGGAAUUGAGAAGGCAGGUCAACCAAACUAUAGGGAAUAACAACCUUGUGUAGAACACCCUCAUGAUUGGGUAUGUGAGGUGUGCUCAGCGCUCAAAAAGUAAAACAUGCAUUCUCCACCUGUCCAAUUUGGUCUGUGCCAAGGGGAAUCCCCCCGUUGAUAUUAUGCACUAACAAGUUUUAACCACAGGCUCUAUGGUUACAUUGAUGUCCUAAAGAAAGAGCUGCCACUUUAUGCUAAUUAAGCCACAGAAUUAGUUUUUUUUACUUUGGAACUGAUAAAUAAAAGGUGUAUUUUCUCUUAAUGGAGAUACUGCUAAAACAAAAUCAAAAUCACUCCCUAUUGUCUGGGUGUAUUUGGUCUAAUUUUUACAUGGCAAGGUAUAUUAAAAUAAAUAUAUAUGUAGUAUUUAUUAUCUUAUGAUUAGUGUACAGACUAAAGUUAACUUUCAGUGUGCAUUGUUGGGAUGCUGAUCGUAUUGAUGCAAUAUUCUUCUUGAAUUUUUUUAUGUGAAGCAUAUUAACCAAAUUAAAGCUAAUGUCUGAAUUUGUUUACAAAAUGUCUCACCACGACAGGGAAAUGACUUCAAGUUGUGUUUUGGACACUUUUUAAACUAUAAAGAUUCACUGGUGUAUCUAUGAAAUAUUUGUAAUUGUUGCACUGAUUGUACAAGUGUGAAUUGAAAUCUAAGUGUUUUUGUUCAUUUUAUUUGUGAUAUUGCACUUUUAUGGUUAAUUAUACUUUUGUUGAUGAGGAGCACGGUAGAUGUUUUGUCUUUUGGGAUGAAGGAUUUCUUUUAAAAUAUCAUUUAUGUAAAAUUCUCUCACAUUCUGUUUUUGUUUCAGUUUAAAAAAGCAGGUUAGUAUUCACAGCACGUCUCACCAACUCUUUCUCCAAAACACUUUUUUUUACUGAAUUUAAUUGAAUGAGUGUAUUUGUUUUAAAAACCGAACUAAAAUAAAAGAUUUUUAAAUUAUUA